Molecule: messenger RNA, 1098 nt
Organism: Ostrinia nubilalis (European corn borer)
Lineage: Eukaryota; Metazoa; Arthropoda; Insecta; Lepidoptera; Crambidae
Exons: 4
Coding region: 1-1098 (365 amino acids)
Source: RefSeq, a predicted model, not a curated record
AUGACACCCCAACCGAUCGGCAAUAUGAACUCACAACGAUACCUGUACCAGCUGUAUAAACCGAUACUAACCUUAAUGUUGAUCUGCGGUUACAAUCUCGGUUUUAACAGAAACGCCUUCACCAAAUUCGUCAUCCGAGUGUACUCAGUUUUCCUCAUCGUCAUCAUCAGUUACGCCAACAUGACUUGCUGUCCAGCUCAAGAGAUAUCCUUUAUUUGGCCUUUGUUGGAAUACGUCGUAUACGUCAUGAUAAUGUUGUUCUACAAAAGCCGUAUGCCGGUUUACUUUCGCAAGCUCGUCGAGAUUGACACGUUUUUGCGUAUUAACAAUCGCCACUACUACAAAACUCGGACGAAAAUUUACGGUUUAAUAAUCACGAUGUUCUGCAUUCGAUUUGCUUUCGUCACUGGGUACUGUUUAUUACACUCUUGCUAUACUUCGGCGAUUAUGUUUGGUGUAUAUGAGUUCUCGAUGGUAGCUUUAGAUAUUAAUCGGAUCUGGAGGUUUUGUAUAUUUGAGGAGAUCUGGUACCGGCUCAAAUUGUUGAGGAUGAGGAUACGAGAGUCCCCUGAGGAGAACUAUUAUUUGUACGUGAAAGAUAACAAGAUGUUGAAGGAAAAUAAGAUGAGGUUUGCCUUGUAUCUGUACCAACGAAUUGCAGAUCUGCUGGAUUUGAUUUCGCCUGAACUGAACGCAUCGCUGUUCAUGGGUGUGAUCUGCAGUGUACCAAAGAAUAUCAUCAACAUAUACCGCAUCUUGUUGGUAGUUGACGAUAGUAUACCAACCGAGUCUCUCGGGAUCAUGGUGUUCCAAAUAUUCCAGACGUCAAUAUUCAUAUUCACUCCCUGCAUCGUCGUUGAGAUGUACCAGUCUGAGGUUGAGAAGAUCAGACUGUUCUUGAUGCACCAACUUGUGCAUGAAGAAGAUCUCGAAAUCAGAAGAGACAUCCAGAUAUUCCUUCAGUACACCAGUAUAAGAACUUUUCGCUACAAAAUAUGGCGCAUCAUACCCAUGGACUUGAGCCUGCCUUUACAACUCAUGAACAUUUGCACCACUUACGUUAUUGUUAUAGUUAAUUUUACUAAAGUUUUUGACUAA